GUUAAAUGAUAAACAAUUAUGAAAUCGCACGCAGAAAAAGUUUCUUCCGCAUCGAAAGUUCCGUUUGAUUCUUUUUCAAGCGACGGCAGCAAAUUUGAAGCUACGCAGAUACUCUUAGUUCCGUCAGUCUCGGCACGGGCGAUAAAAACUGACAUUUAUAUAUAUUAAUAAAAAUCAUGUAGCUGCUCGCCUUUUUACACGGAGAGAAAGAGAGCCGGACCGAUUUUGGUUCGGGUGGGGCGGUCUGCUCCUGGGGAAAGGCUUUCUUUCCAGAGCAAAAGGAUGGCCGGACGGCCGGCUCUGCACAGUCACACCGACCUGACCACCAUGCGCGUUGCUCCUCCGCUUGUGGCGCUCUUCCUGGCGUCUGUGGCGCUCGCCUCGCCGCCCGCGCCUCAACACCACAUCUUUGGCCGGGGGCCGCCGCUCAGGGCUCCGAAGGUGAUCAGACACCUCGUCCUGCCACCAAAGUACAACAAACAACCACACUUUGUGCCCGCUGCCUCAAGACACGUGCUGAAGCGGCACCACUUUCCGUCAUCAAGCGCUCCUUUCGGCAAAGGAUGUUCCGAUUGCGCCAAACAAGGCGCUUGGAAGCCGAUCAUUCCGCCAGUGAAUGUGCACAAGUCCAUCUCGCCUGUGCUGGACCAUCAGCCGCUUCUACAGCAUCACCCUGUCCACAUCGAAAGUCACCCGGCUCAUUUCCACAUCCAAAUCGAAAGAUUCCCUGGCUCUGAAGAAUCCAUUCCUUCCGCUAACGUACAAUUCAACUCUGCGCCCUGGGGUGGACAUGACGCGUUUGGAUCGUCCGAGUCUGGUGGCAGUUCAGGAGGGGCUUCAGGUUCUGGGGAGUCAUCAUCACACGAAAAUGACGAUGGCCAAUUUUUCAAAGCUGGUCCUCCAGUCCAGCUUCAGCUGAACAAUCACGCCGACGAGCCGCCGACACAGCUCAAGGGCUCUAAAGACUACGCGGUGCACGAGCAGGUGGACGAGCCGCCAGCGCCGCCCCGCAGGACGCCGAAAGGUGGCAUUCAACUGCUGCCAAAUCUCAUCCCCUCGCCCCCGCCUGCCAGCAGCCAGCCACUCCAGCCCCCCGCGCCGGCCUUUAAGAACAGCUUUUUCCGAAGAAGGCGGCAGCCCAAGCAGCAGCACCCCAACGUGCAAAUUAUUCCCUCGAGAAACGUGCGUGUUAUCCACUUGAAGGCGUGAAGUUGUAUUUAUAUAUGUUUAGCAAGAGUCUAAUUUAAGUUUGCUGAUAAUAUUAUUCUGAAUAAGAAAUAAGAAGUUCUGAGAGGUAGUCAAAAUAAAUAAUGUCUUUAAAUAAUUUAAUAAACAAAAAUUGAAUAUCUUUCAGGGCGCUGGAAAACAUUGCUAAUUCAACGGUACAAAAAUUUCAAAUGGCAUGAUCCGCCUAAGUAAUUGUUUAUGUGGAUGAUUAUUUUUUGCGGGAACUAUGACCGCAGGAUGAGUAUUACUACUGGGAAAACACACGAAUGACUCAUAAUAAAUUAAGCCCUUUGUUGACAUUUAUUUUGGGCGUUGCAUUUCCAGCAAAGGCUGGCCGUGAAUAUUGCACCUUUUCACGGAACUAGUUUCUGACUCAUUUAGAUGAUUGCACAUAGCGCUCGCGACGGUUCGUUCACAGCUUGAAAGUAAUUAAUUAAUUGUAGACGCGCUACUCUCCGUUUCGCUGGAACGGGUUUCGAAAUCGCAAACUCCGCCUCUACUGCAAGCUUGCAGGAAUCGGAAAUGAAUCUCUUACUCAUGAGCCUUAAUAGUGACCGUUACAAAGCUAGCAGAAACGCGUUUCUUCGUCUACAGAUGCGAAGUCUCUUUGAAAUAGCUCAAAUGCGUAGAAAACAUUGUCAUAAAGGUUAGAAUCUCUUCCAGGAAAUCGUGCUGUGCUUCACAGAAAUGUCACAAUUGGGCAAAAACAGUUCAUUCGUCGCAAAUUAUUGUUCGUGCCUGUAAACCUGUUCACUUUUACUUAAUGCUGUGUAAUUUAUAAAUAAACGUCACUGAAUUAAAUGUGCAAAAAUA
Cloeon dipterum is the source of this 2040-nucleotide messenger RNA. RefSeq lists its product as uncharacterized. NCBI's taxonomy places the organism in Eukaryota, Metazoa, Arthropoda, Insecta, Ephemeroptera, Baetidae. The record is from RefSeq and is a predicted model, not a curated record. The coding region runs from base 283 to 1209 and encodes 308 amino acids. The transcript is spliced from 4 exons.